Messenger RNA from Arachis ipaensis, 1079 nucleotides. The record is from RefSeq and is a predicted model, not a curated record. Lineage: Eukaryota; Viridiplantae; Streptophyta; Magnoliopsida; Fabales; Fabaceae.
GCCUUUUCUUUCCCACCAUCCAAAUGGGUUAAAAAGUUCAAGCAUUUCUGGUGCUUCCAAAUUAUCAAACAAAGAGAGAAGAUUCAUAAGGAAACUUGGACUUGCUAAAAUCUCUGCAACAUUUGAGUUGAAACCACCACCAUAUCCAUUGAAUGCUUUGGAGCCCAUUAUGAGCCAGGAGACGCUUGAGUACCAUUGGGGGAAGCACCACAGGACUUACGUAGAAAAUCUGAACAAGCAAAUUGUUGGAACGGAUUUAGAUGGGCUAUCGCUCGAGGAAGUUAUAGUUAAUUCGUACAACAGGGGUGAUUUACUCCCUGCUUUCAACAAUGCGGCACAGGUGUGGAAUCAUGAUUUCUUCUGGGAGUCCAUGAAACCUCGCGGUGGUGGUGAAAAACCAUCAGAGGAUCUUCUAAAACUGAUUGAUCGAGACUUUGGUUCUUUCGAAGGAUUUGUUAAUGAGUUCAAGACUGCUGCUCAAACACAGUUUGGUUCAGGAUGGGUUUGGUUUGCAUACAAAGACAGCAGACUUGAUGUUGGAAAUGCGGUAAAUCCUCUUCGAUCCGAUGAGGAUAAAAAGCUAGUCGUGGUGAAGAGUCCCAAUGCCGUGAACCCCCUUAUUUGGGGCUAUUAUUAUCCGCUUCUUACCAUCGAUGUUUGGGAGCAUGCUUACUACAUUGAUUUUCAGAGUCGGCGACCUGAUUAUAUAUCGAUGUUCAUGGACAAACUUGUUUCUUGGGAAAUGGUUAACUCAAGAUUCGAAAAAGCCAAGGCCGUAGUCGAACAGAUGGAGCGAGAGGACGAGAGGAAAAGAAAACUGGAAGAACAGAGAUUCAGAACCGAUGAAGCUCCGGCCAAUGCAAUAUUUCCUGAUACUGAUGCUGCUGCUGAAUGAGAGAGCUUAAAAUGGCGUAUAUACUAUUACUGUAUCAAUCUAGGUGAGGUAGAGGUUUUGAGCUGCAAAUUUUGGUAAUGAUUAAUAGUGUAUAAUAGUUAAUGGUUACAUAUUCAUUAAUGAUACUAGCGUUUGCAUGAUCCUGUUGGAGUGUUUUUUUUUUAAUAUAUUGAUUUAAUUUAGU